Molecule: messenger RNA, 1308 nt
Organism: Cetraspora pellucida
Lineage: Eukaryota; Fungi; Glomeromycota; Glomeromycetes; Diversisporales; Gigasporaceae
Source: the annotation of a GenBank genome assembly
AUGUCUUCUGAAAUGCCAAGUUUUGGUUCAGGUGUUGUCAAUAUAGGGAUCACAAUUGGUGGAUCAUUAGCAUCUCUCAAUCCCUUAAUUGGCACGAUUUCUGAAAUUCUUAAUGCAAUAUUUCAAAUCAACGAAAAAGCUCAAUAUAAUAAAAGAAUUUCAAGUUCUAUUCUAGCUCGUUUAUUAUCUGUAGAAGCGGCCAUCAAAUACUUAUUAGUUAAAAAGGAAGAUUUUAUCGAUAAAUUUAAUGAUUUAAAAUAUCUAGAGGCGUUACAUUCUCUUAAAAAUGUGUUAGACAGGAUAAAAGUUUUUACCGAACAAGUGACUCAAUUAAAGGGAUUUGAAAAGGUUAUUAACGCUCAGAAUAUAGAAAAGAAUUUUAAGGACUUGAUUGAAGAUUACAAUAAAGAGCAAACGAAUCUUGUUUAUCAAGAAAUCAAAAAUAUCAAAACGAGAAUCAAUUCUGACGACUUAAUAGAUAUAAGAUCAAUUGAACCAACUUUAUUAAACGAUCCACCAUACGGUGAUGAUCUUUUUGAUGAGUCUGAUCUUGAUCCAAAUGACAGCAUUAAUAAAGUUAUUCAAAAUGAAUUUAAAAAUUUAAUCCAAGAAGCAUGGAAGCACGAAUCAGGUGCAAGGAUUAGAAUCCCUGCAUUAUAUUCAAGGCUUUCAGAGUUAUCUUCAAUUGUUAAAAAGUCUCCUUCAUUGAUACCUAUUGAUUCUCGCACCAAUAAUAGCUUAUCAGUGCCUGAAGACUUUCGAGAUAAUGUAAAUAGGAUUUUAACAGUCGAGGAAGGAAUCAAGCUUCACAGAACUAGGAUUCCAGAGAAUAAGGAAAAAGCGUGGAAAUGUUUCGUAGAUAAUGCAAAACUUAAGAGUCCUCUUGCCAUUUAUUGGAAAGGUUAUUAUUUAUGGGAGGGUUCCUACCCAAAUGGUGCAAAAAGGUCAGAAGAACAAAAGGAAAUAGAUAAAUCUGAAGCUCGUGAAUUGUUUAAAAAGGCCGCUGAAGAAGGUGUGACAGAUGCUCAAUUUUGGUAUGCGUUUUCAUUACCGAGAACUGAAGAAAAUAGAGCCGAAUUUUUACAUCAUUUGAGUGAAGCGGCUGAGAAUGGAAAUGCUGCUGCGUUAUAUAGUUUGGGUGAUGUCUAUUUAUAUGGAAAGGCGCAUGUUGAGAUGGAUAAAACAAAAGGAUUAAGGUACUUAAAGUUGGCAGCUCAUAGAGGUCAUCUUAAAGCUACAGAGACGCUUAAAAAUUUGGAUAAGAAUAUGCUUGAUAUUGAUGUGAAUUUUGAUAUCAACGAACCUUAA